CGGGCGGAUACUCUCCUAAACAACCACUCCUACCCACCUUUUCUUGGGUCAUUAUCCUCUUGGUCUCUUAGUUCUUCAGGCACUCCGGAAGUGAUGUGUCUCUCUUAAGGUUCGCCGAAGUCGAUUGGGCACUCCAGACAAGGGUCAUACGAUGCUCCAUCGAUAGCGAUCGAUCAUCUCCCCUCUUCUUGCUUCCUUGACUUCUUGUCUGGAACCUGUUACAUAUAACUCGAUUCCUUGAUGGCGGCCGCAGAGCAUGGAAUAGCAAUCAAUGAUGAAAGGUCUAUGGACCUUCCAUCGGUGCCCUCUAGUCAGGGUGUUGAGGCCUUUAAGGAUGUCAUCUUUGGCUCGGCAGCGGGUAUGGCAGGCAAGAUUAUCGAGUAUCCUUUUGACACUGUGAAAGUUCGGUUACAGUCUCAGCCCGAGCAUCUUCCCCUUCGAUACAAGGGACCUGUGGACUGCUUCCACCAGUCGUUCCAGGCUGAUGGCCUGCGAGGACUCUAUCGAGGUAUCAGUGCACCUAUGGCAGGGGCUGCUGUAGAGACUAGCUGCCUGUUCUUUAGCUACCGUAUCAUUCAGGAUGCGAUGAGAGCCGUUCUUCAUUCCUCAGACGAACCAUUGUCCUUUUCGGUCUUACUUCUCUGCGGUGCUGCAUCGGGAUCAGUCACCUCUCUUUUACUCACUCCAAUCGAGCUCAUAAAAUGCAAAAUGCAAGUUCUUGAGGCUCCUGGCUAUAGACCUAGUCCAUUCGCUCUCAUUGCUUCUAUCUUCCGACAAAAUGGAAUCCUCGGGUUCUGGCGGGGCCAGCUGGGAACGCUCAUUCGCGAAACCGGUGGGUCUGCGGCUUGGUUUGGAAGCUAUGAGGGCGUUUCAGCCCUCUUUCGGAAGUACUCUAUGAUAUCGCCGUCUGCAGGGUCAUCUCCUUCAGAAGAGCCGCCCCUUCCCGUGUAUCAACAAAUGAUUGCCGGAGCGACCGCAGGUAUCAGUUAUAAUUUCAUGUUCUAUCCUGCGGAUACAAUCAAAUCGCGGAUGCAAACGGAGGAUGUCUCCCGUGCUGCAGCAGAUGGGGAGCGGCGCAGUUUCUGGGGCGUUGGCAAGGCUUUAUGGCGGCAGCAGGGGUUAAAGGGUAUGUACAGAGGCUGUGGCAUUACUGUCGCGCGCUCGGCACCAAGUUCAGCCUUUAUAUUCUCUGUCUAUGAGGGACUACGACAAUAUUUCGGAUGAGACCCUGGCAUGCCUUUUUCUUUUCUUUUUUUGUCCCCUCUUGGGUGAAUCUACUUGUUUUGUAUAUGGUUUUUUUUAUCUAUCUCCCACGGCCGGUUUCCUGUGCAUUUCUUAUUUACAGGCUGACUCCCGUUCUCUUUUGUUAUUAUUCUUCUUUUUGCCAUUUACUUUUCCUUUGUUAGGUUGAUGCGAUGGAGAAAAAAAACAGGGCACACCUUCCGAGUACAUAGAUGUGGUAUUUUAUUUUCGAAAAUAAUGGGCAACGUUCUCAUAUGUAAUUCUAUUGGUAAUAUUGACUGGUGGAUACAUAAUAUAUUUCAUAUGUGCUUGACAAAAGGAAACAUUGGCCCCCGUGCAUAAAUAUCCAUUCAUAAACUGCGACUAAAAAAAAAGGGCGUCACCAUUUAGGAAGGUAAUCAGUUUAGCAUGGAAUAAUAUCCAUAUAAUGAGAAAGUACACUAGAGCCUCCA
Messenger RNA from Monascus purpureus, 1694 nucleotides. NCBI's taxonomy places the organism in Eukaryota, Fungi, Ascomycota, Eurotiomycetes, Eurotiales, Aspergillaceae. The record is from the annotation of a GenBank genome assembly.